This is a messenger RNA of Olea europaea var. sylvestris, 530 nucleotides long. RefSeq names its product ethylene-responsive transcription factor WIN1-like. The transcript is spliced from 2 exons. The record is from RefSeq and is a predicted model, not a curated record. Gene Ontology annotation, molecular function: DNA binding; DNA-binding transcription factor activity. The annotation marks the transcript as partial. Gene Ontology annotation, biological process: regulation of DNA-templated transcription. NCBI's taxonomy places the organism in Eukaryota, Viridiplantae, Streptophyta, Magnoliopsida, Lamiales, Oleaceae.
AAAGAUGCCACUCUACCGGUCCCUAUUCCCUCUCCAUAUAUUUCACUUACCCUCUUUAAUUUACAUUAUAUAUAUCAUUUAUACAAACAGAUUCACGCUUCAUCCUCGUGAAUACGUACUUUUUUCUCUAAGACAAGAAAAAAAUGGUACAAUCCAAGAAGUUCAGAGGUGUUAGGCAGCGCCACUGGGGUUCUUGGGUGUCUGAAAUUCGCCACCCUUUACUGAAAAAGAGGGUGUGGCUUGGGACUUUUGAGACGGCGGAGGCGGCGGCGAGGGCCUACGACAAGGCUGCGAUUUUAAUGAGAGGAAGAAAUGCUAAAACAAACUUCCCAAUUAUGGACUGCGACGAAGAUAUAUCAUCUGCACCAUCAUUAUCAUCUUCUUCGUCCUCUUCCUCGUUUUCGUCUAUUCUGAGCGAGAAACUUCGCAAGGGGUGUAAAUCGACGUCCCCUUCUCUCACCUGCUUAAGGCUAGACACAGAGAAUAGUCAUAUUGGGGUGUGGCAAAUGCGGGCCGGACCACGUUCUGAU